UAUUCUCUCUGUCCGGAGCUCUCUCUCUCUCAAACAAUGGAGAACUACUCCAACCACUCCUACCCGGACUCCCGCGAGUCCUCCCCACGCUCCCGUGAAAUCGACUGCGACACUCCCUCCUGGGACGACCAGCCUCCGCCGUCCUCCGCCGCCUCCUCCUACAAGGUCAAGCUCAUGUGCAGCUACGGCGGCAAAAUCCAGCCCCGCCCCCACGACAACCAGCUCGCCUACGUCGGCGGCGACACCAAAAUCCUCGCCGUCGAUCGCAACAUCAAGCUCUCCGCCUUCAUUUCCAAGCUCUCCUCUCUCUCCGACUCCCCCGACUCCCCUCUCUGCUUCAAGUACCAGCUCCCCGGCGAGGAUCUCGACGCCCUCAUCUCCGUCACCAACGACGAGGACCUCGACCACAUGAUGAUCGAGUACGACCGCCUCUACCGCGCCUCCGCCAAGCCCGCGCGUCUCCGCCUCUUUCUUUUUCCGAUCAAUUCUCCGCCGGCGCCGACCAGCUUCGACUCCAACGAGUCCAAGUCCGAGCGCCAGUGGUUCGUCGACGCCUUGAAUUCCGUUCAGAUCCAGUCCCCGGAAGGCUCCUCUCCCACCGCUCCGGUCUCCGCCUCCUCCACCAACCCCGAUUUCCUGUUCGGAUUCGAUAAAGGAUUCGCCGCCGUUCCGGUUGCGAAAUUGCCUGAUUCCGUCGCUCCUCCGACUGUUCCUGAUUCGCUUGUGAAGAACACUCUGGCUGCCGGCGGACCUGAAUUGGUCUCCGAACCGGCGCUGUCUCAAUUGGAGAUCCAGAGGCAGAUUCAGGAGCUUCACAGAAUGCAAAUUGCCGCCGGUCACGAGCCGACUCUCUAUCAGAGAAAAACCGACGAGCAGCUUCCGAAUCCUCGGGGGGCUUACGCACCCGAUUACUACACUCAGAAGCUUCCAGAAAACAUUGCUCCGGCGCCCGGAGCCGCUCCGGUUCCAAUGCCGGCACACAUGCAGUAUCCUACUGCUUAUCUGCCAGAAAGGCACAUGAACACCGGAAGUUAUCAGGUGGCGGCGGCUCCCGGUGCAGGUGAGCAGCAGCCUGUGUACCUCAUUUCCACACCAGGUGGUGGUGUAUACCAGGCUAAUCCGGCUCAUAGACCGGCCACUGGACCAGUCGGGCAGGCAUACUAUGGUGUGCCGCAGAGAAUGGUUCCGGAGAUGUACCGUGACGCUCAGGUAUACAAUACGGCAGUUGCUGCUCAGCAGCAACAACAGCAGCAGCAGCAGCAAGCAAAGGUGGCUGCUUACAGUGAAGGGUUUGCACAAGUGGGUUAUGACAAUGCUGGGAGGCAAGUGUACUACACCACAGCUGGAGGCGCCGUGGCUUCAUCCUACCAGAAUGUGGCGCCAGUGCCUGUUGCUGUUGACGCAAGACAAGGUGGCGCCGGUGGUGCUUUGAAUCAAAUUCAAGACGGGGCUAGGUGAAGAGCAUGAGGGCUACAGUAAGAAACUGUGACCAUCUCUGCAGAAGAAGGGUGGGUUCUUAAUCACCCUAUCAUCCCUCUUGCUUAAUUAUUUAUUUAUUCAAAGUAAACUAAAUUUUAUCCCAACUGGAAUGUCCUUAUGUUCAAACCUUCAGGCCAAUAUAUGUAAAGCAUGAUUAAAUACAUUGCAUCAAAUACUUCUAUAGGAAGCUUAUAAUGUUCAAGUCAUUGGAUAGAUCAUGUGCUAAUAGCACUAAUUUGGAAGUGGGCUGCCCUAGUUUAAAAUUUGUGAUCAGGGUUUCCUUUGUUUCCUUAAAUUGAUAUAAUCUUACUUACCCUUAACAUCAAUGGUGAGUUUUGUUCUAUCACCUGUUGGGUUACUUUCGAUUUUCCAUUCCCAGAUGUAUAUAUCAGUUAGGGUUGUUUAAUGUUUAUUAGUUCCUUAGAUUACAUCUAAUUAGCCUUGUAUUUCUCUUAUGGUCAAAAGAGGGAGAGAAGUAUGACAUCACAGAUUCAGAGCUGACCGAAAUGAUAGUUA
Molecule: messenger RNA, 1995 nt
Organism: Fragaria vesca subsp. vesca
Lineage: Eukaryota; Viridiplantae; Streptophyta; Magnoliopsida; Rosales; Rosaceae
Exons: 2
Coding region: 37-1458 (473 amino acids)
Molecular function (GO): protein binding
Source: RefSeq, a predicted model, not a curated record